Molecule: messenger RNA, 846 nt
Organism: Tremella mesenterica DSM 1558
Lineage: Eukaryota; Fungi; Basidiomycota; Tremellomycetes; Tremellales; Tremellaceae
Exons: 3
Coding region: 1-846 (281 amino acids)
Source: RefSeq, a predicted model, not a curated record
AUGUCCCUUUGUCAAACAUGUUCAUCGGAACUCUCCCCAACUUCAAACCACUACCUCACACCAUGUUGUUCAUCCCCGAUCUGUACCCCUUGUCUGAUCCGACAUCCUCGAUUGAAAUCCUACGUCCCAUGUCUACGCUGCGGACCGAUUUCCACCAACGUCGCAUCUAGUAUAUCGAUAACAAAACUAAACUCGAAAUCUGUUUCACCAUUACCAUUGAAUGGGACGGGGGAAGUGAUGUUUGAAUUCCAGGAUGAUCUGCCUUCGUACGAUUUGGCAGUGACGACUUCUUCAUCGAAAUCUCUAUCUCACAAUCAAGAUCCUGGACAGGUCGGGGAUAGGAAAAAUUCUGGACAUUUGGGAAAAGUUCAGGAUGCGAAGGAUAGGCAAGGAAGAAUUGGAAAGGUGGGUGAAGACGAAAGAUCAGAUCCUGAGGAUGUGAAUGGCUUUGAUAAACGAGAAGAGAAAGAAAUGGUAGAAGUCAUACAUCAACUCAAGAGGGAUGAUACGGUUUUAUCCAUCGCUAGGAGUAUGCGGCGGAUGUUUCAAUUGAUAACGAAGGAACUUGAUCCGGCUGUGGGAAAAGCUUAUCUUUCUUUGGCGGAGGGGGAUGAGGUGGAUGCUCUUGAGGGGUGGGAUGGGGAAGUGGAUGUUGACCCUUGGGGUUCUCAACAAGUGAGGAAUCAUUCGGGCGUGCUUCCCAGUGACAACAAUGAAAAGAGGAUAGCAGAAUUUGAGAAGAUGAAAGAGGGUAUAUUGGAUACUAGAGACAAUGAGAAAAACUUUCAUAGAGGUGUAGGACAAGAUAGGGAGAAAUCAUCUGGCGAGGGGAAGAAAAAGCUUUAG